UCAGUUUGUUUUCUGGUUGAGUUGGCAUGCCAUGUUGAAGGCUUUGUUAUGGUAAACUCAUCCCUUAUAAAUUAUAAUUAUAGUUAUUAAAUUUAACUAAUUAGAAUAAAAAAUCUAAAAAAUAAGUUACUAAAAUGACAAUUUUGCUCUUACAUUGGUGACAUGCAAACUUAAACAUAUCAUGGGAGAAUUUUAAACAAAAAAAAAAACCCUAAAUAAAUUUUAAUAGUGUAUGUAUUUUAAAUUAUUAAGUUUUGCAUUUAAAUUAUUAUUUUUUAUCAAUACAGUGAUAUACAGUGCAAGGUCUUGGAUGUCAUUUCCCAAGUUUCAAUGACAUUUUUCCGAAUACAUCCCUGAUUUAUUCUGAAUUUCAAACAUGUAUAAUUCCUAUAAAGAGAGGGAUAUUUUUGCAAAUAUACAGAGUCUUGGUCUCCUCUUCCUUCUCUUCCACGUUUCUCGUUCUCCAUUCUCUUCUUCUCCGACCUUCAAACCCUAACCCUAGAAAAUAGAUCUCCAAACCCUAGCAUCAAGGCAAGCUCUGGAGCUCCCCUUCGUCGAUCGGAUCUAUCGACGACGAAGAAGACGUGGCGAUCUCACUCGACCACCACCACUUCCCGAUGAACUCUAACCCUCCGGUCGCCGGUGCUGAAUCCUCAUCGAGACUUGCGCCGGGGUUCCGUUUCCAUCCUACUGAUGAGGAGCUUGUGGGCUACUACCUGAAGCGCUACAUCCUCGGCCGCAAAAUCCCCGUCGAUGCUAUCGCCGAGGUCGAUAUAUACAAACACGAGCCAUGGGAUCUCCCGCCGUUGUCCCGCCUCCAGAGCCGCGACAUGGAGUGGUACUUCUUUAGUCCCCUUGAUCGCAAGUACUCCAACCGGUCCCGGACCAAUCGGGGCACCGCCGGUGGGUACUGGAAGACCACGGGUAAAGAUCGGCCGAUCCGGAAUGGCACACGCUGCGUUGGAAUGAAGAAGACGCUCGUCUUUCACUCUGGCCGUGCACCGCAUGGCGAGCGCACUAACUGGGUCAUGCACGAGUAUCGCCUUGAAGACGAUAACCUCAAGCUCUCCGGUGUUCCUCAGGAUGGGUAUGCCGUUUGUAGGAUUUUCCAGAAAAGGGGUACGGGUCCACAGAACGGGGCGCAGUAUGGGGCACCGUUCGUCGAGGAGGAGUGGGAGGAAGCCGAUGAUCUUGCGAUGGAGACAGUGAACGGAGAUGGUGUGUUCGUUGGUGGUGGGAUCCAGGAUUUCUUUGAGGAGAAUGACCUAUUGCAAGAACCUGAAAAUUUGCCUCUUUCCCACGAGAAUCCUGAUGAGCAGGAUGCUGGGAGCCAUCUUGAAGACGUACUUCAAUAUCCUAUUUUUGGUGAUAACGCCAAUGGUGUUACUAACGUACCUGGCUUACUAGAGGAUCCAACAUUGACUAAUAUUGUAGGAGCGAGUGCUGUGAAUCUAGAGCAAUUUGAAAUUUUUCCAUCCCAAAAUGAUGGUUUUGUGGAGCUGAAUGAUUUUGUGCGAACUCUGGGCUUGGAUGAGGAUACAAAUGAGUCAGCUGAAUUUUUCAGCGGGUUUCCUGCUGACCAGAACAUUCUUAUUGAUGAGGAAGAAUGUGGUAAUCCUCUAGAAGUCAAUAUAGAGGAAUUCUUUGAUAUUAUUAAUGAAAACCUUGACGUGCCGCAACAACCACUUCAAAUACCUUCUGCUCUUCAGGAUGUUCAUCUGCAACCUAAUGAUUCUCAAUUAGCUGAAAAUGUUCCAAUGUUUUAUGAUGCGCCCAACCAUGGUCCAUCUUAUGGUCAAGAUAGCUUUUCAUGUUCUAAUGAAUUUUGCCCACUGGAGGCUGAGCCAUGGGGGUUUGAUAGGGUGGAUGAGUUGAUGGAGUACUUUGAUGCAACAGAUAAUAGCUUAUACUACAAUUCUUUGGUCCCUCCAGGAAACUUGGGGAAUUUUGAUUCCUCCAACUUCAGCCAGGCCAACCUUUUUGUCGAGUUUGAUGGCAGCAGUGAUCCACCUAAUGAUGCGUUGCCUCAAGCUUCGGACACAGAUGCUGGACUGGGUGCAUCAUCCUCUGGAACAUUACUGACUGCAAAUGAAUUAAUUAAUAAAGACAAGAGUUUCAUUUGUGAACAAGGUUUUGACAAAAAUAAUGCCAGUGAUAAGACCUUCUCAAAAAGCCUUGUGCACAUGUUGGGCUCAAUACCUUCGGCCCCUGCUUUCGCAGCUGAGUAUCCUGCAGAUCCAGUUAAAUCGCUUGCCUCGAGUUCAGCAGACCUUUCAGUUAGCUCUCUCCAUCUAACUGCUGGGAUGAUCCAUAUAAGCAGUAUGGCAGUGGUAGACGGUGCAAACCGCUGGUCCUUGCAGAAGAAUGGGGAUAUGAGUUUCCUUCUUUCAUAUGGAAUGUAUGGUGAUGCGAAAUUAGGCCAAAUUGUAUGCCUUGAACCCAUCACAAAGAUGUCUAGUGGAUUCUUGUCAAGGAUGAUUCGAUGUGGUUUCUAUUGCAUCUUCCUUUCAACCCUAAUUCUCGCAGCAAACUGCAAGAUUGGGGUGCUUAUAUAUACAAGGUAAGUUAACGGGUACAUGAUGCUGCUUUUGUGACAUUCAUGUGGUAUGACCCGCAAAGAUCCAUAGAUGUUAUGUGCCAGCUUAUGUGCUCUAUAACUGUUGUUGUUACUAGACUGUACUAAUAGAUAUUUGCAUGUGGUUAUCCAGGAUGUCUAGCAACUCUUACCCAUCACCAGGUUUGUCACCUUUGGUGGUUUUAUGAGUAUGUUGCCGAGCAAUGGUUGAACAUAUCUAUCUAAAGUGAAGAAGAUAUAUAUGUUUGUUUUCAGAAUUCA
Messenger RNA from Dioscorea cayenensis subsp. rotundata (Guinea yam), 2836 nucleotides. Its product is annotated as NAC domain-containing protein 78-like. The record is from RefSeq and is a predicted model, not a curated record. Gene Ontology annotation, molecular function: DNA binding. The transcript has 5 exons. Gene Ontology annotation, biological process: regulation of DNA-templated transcription. Lineage: Eukaryota; Viridiplantae; Streptophyta; Magnoliopsida; Dioscoreales; Dioscoreaceae. Bases 618 to 2564 code for a protein of 648 amino acids.